AUGGUUCAUACGUGGUCUGAUGAGUCAUCUAUCCAAUUAGAUGGCAAAUCAGUUCUAAACGCACCACUGUAUGAAACUAAUUACGGAAAUACCUAUAAAUCGAAUGUCUCCUAUCACUUCAAUCCAAACGUCUCCAAAUAUCAUUAUGGGGUACGACACCCAAUGAAACCGUUCCGGUUACUAUUGACUGAUCAUUUGGUCAUUUCUUACAAGCUGUAUGAACAGAUGGAUCUGUAUCAGCCAAGAAGUGCCACUGAGGAUGAACUAAAGCAGUUUCAUUCUGAUGACUAUAUUACAUUCCUGAAGAAUGUCACACCGGAGAACAGUAACAAGUUCAUUCAAGAUCUUCGUAAGUUUAAUAUUGGAGACGACUGUCCAGUCUUUGAGGGCAUAUUUGACUAUUCAUCCUACUAUGCAGGCGCAUCGUUAGAUGCGUCUAGGAAGUUAAUCAAUGGGCAAUCCGACAUUGCCAUUAACUGGUCAGGAGGCUUACAUCAUGCCAAGAAAUCAGAGCCCAGUGGAUUCUGUUAUGUUAAUGAUAUUGUGCUAUCCAUUUUGAACCUCCUCAGAGUGCAUCCAAGAGUUUUGUAUAUAGAUAUUGACAUUCAUCAUGGAGACGGGGUCCAAGAAGCUUUCUACCUCUCAGAUAGAGUCAUGACAGUUUCCUUUCACCAAUAUAACGGUCAGUUUUUUCCUGGGACUGGUAAUUACGAUGAGACGGGGCUUGGAGUUGGGAAACACUUUGCCCUCAAUGUUCCACUUAGAGAUGGUAUUGACGAUGAGAACUAUGUCAGACUUUUCAAGUCUGUCAUGGAGCCAUUAAUAAGAUCCUUCCAACCCACGUGUAUAGUACAACAAUGUGGUGCCGAUUCUUUGGGGUGUGAUCGAUUGGGUGGAUUUAAUUUGAAUAUCAGAGCUCAUGGUGAGUGUGUGAAUUUCAUCAAGUCGUUCGGAAUCCCUCUCCUAGUUUUAGGUGGAGGAGGAUACACUCCUAGAAAUGUCAGUCGUCUCUGGUGUUAUGAGACGAGCAUCAUGACCAAUACGAAAUUAGCUUCAAAGCUUCCGGAGGAAUUGCCUUUUAGGAAUUUCUUCGAACCGGAUUACUCACUGCAUCCUAACCUGGGUGAUCGAAUUGAAAACAAAAACACAAGAAAAUACCUGGAAAGUGUACGAAUCAGAGUAAUGGAACAACUACGUUACCUUAAUGGUGCCCCAAGCGUUGCCAUGCAGGAAAUACCUCCGGAUAUCCAAGGCAUAGACACUACUGAUGAGGAAGAGGCGCUGAUAAAACAGUUGAAUAAAGAAAGUGAAUUGGAUGCAUUGCUAGAAGAGGAUAGGUACUGGCUUAACGAGAAAGAAAAUGCUAGAGUUGGAGAACUUAGAGAUUAA
This is a messenger RNA of Komagataella phaffii GS115, 1389 nucleotides long. RefSeq names its product Histone deacetylase. Gene Ontology annotation, molecular function: histone deacetylase activity. The transcript has a single exon. The record is from RefSeq and is a predicted model, not a curated record. NCBI's taxonomy places the organism in Eukaryota, Fungi, Ascomycota, Pichiomycetes, Pichiales, Pichiaceae. Bases 1 to 1389 code for a protein of 462 amino acids.